Messenger RNA from Frankliniella occidentalis (western flower thrips), 5440 nucleotides. RefSeq names its product serine/arginine repetitive matrix protein 2-like. The record is from RefSeq and is a predicted model, not a curated record. Lineage: Eukaryota; Metazoa; Arthropoda; Insecta; Thysanoptera; Thripidae.
UUGAGAGAGCAGUAGAGAUUUUCAUGGCCGUUUGGAUACUCCAGAGUCGGUGUCGGUGUCGGUAAAAAUAUGGAAAAUUUGAAUGGCGUUUGAACUUUUAUGAACAAUCGCUUAAACAAGUUGUGAUUAUUAUUGUACUUUACUGUUGAUGUUGAUGGCCACUUAACCUAACUCUGUGGGCGGCAAUAAGCAGACAAGCAAGCAGGCGGAGUUACUUCGUCAGGUUCUGUUUAUGAUGGUUGGGGUUUUCCUUGGGAAUUUCGAAGUGGCAAUUUAACCCGCACAACAACUGCUACAAUCUUAUUUGACGUCAGCUCCAAUCCCUAUGAGUUUUUUAAAAUUUUGAAACGUUAAAUUGCCUUUACAAACGAAACUCGCUCGCAUCUUUGAACAUCUAUUCUGACUUAAGUGAAUACUUAUUCCAAGUUUGCUCACUGUCAGUCAUUAAACCUAACUUAACACAAGCCUUGCUAUUCCGGAAGUCAUGAAAAGAGCACAAGAAAAUAUAUGGAUAUGACUCCCGUUUCCUAGUCAACCGAUCUUUUGAGCAUUUUUAUCUUUGGUCAACAUGAGAUGGAUUCCCAUGACUCAGAAAUAAUUAUUUUGGAAGAAAUUAGGGAUUCAAAGAAAGCAGGGACUCAAGUUCAAGCUCCCAACCCCUUUCAAAUUAAUGGUGAACCAUUGACGAAGGAGGAGCAUGUCGACUCUCAUCUAUCAUGCAAUGGAGAUGAUGAUAUCCCUGAUUUUGAUGAUGCAGAUUUGCAAGUCUUAGACUGUUGGGAAGAUGUAGAUGAAGAUGCUAAUGAGGAAUGUGGCAAUACAACUGUAGAACAAGAGAAUUUUGUACAAAAAUCAACUUCUCCUCUGAAAGAUUUGGAUUUGACGGAUGAAUCAAAUCAGAAGAGGCGAGAUGUUCGUUCAUCAAGUCUUGAUUCAGUGAAAACUAUAAUAUUUGAGGACUUAACAAAUCUAGAUGAAGUUAAACCAGCACAGAAAAAUGUUAUAGAGGGGAAGACAUCAAACCUGGAUGAGUCCAGGACACCUGUCAAAGAAGACUCAUCUGAGUCCAAAAAGAAAAGAGAAGAUGAAUCGUCUGGGUCUAAAAAGAAAAGAGAAGACGACUUGUCCGGGUUUAAAAAGAAAAGAGAAGAUAACUCAUCUGAGUCUAAAAAGAAAAAAGAAGACGACCCAUCCCAGUCUAAAAAGAAAAGAGAAGAUGACUCAUCUGAGUCUAAAAAGAAAAGAGAAGAUGAAUCAUCUGAGUUUAAAAAGAAAAGAGAAGAUGACAAAUCUGUCAAAAAAGAUGAUUCUAAGAAACCAGCUUCAACCAAAGUGAGUUCUGACAAGAAGAAACAAGGCAGUGACUGUGAGAUUCAUCGUCCUUCCAAGACAUCUCAUGAGAAGUCCAGAGAUUUGUCCCACAAAAAGCCUCUUAAUGAAACUUCGUUAAGGGCUGAACUUAAUCUUCCAACUGACCCAACUGAAACAAAGGUUGAUAAGUUUUUAAAAGAAAUGGCUCUUCAAAACCCACAUAUUAUUGGUUUACAGGAUAUUUCUGAGGAUGGAAAUACACUUGACCCAGUCAGUAGUGAAUCAAGUAAACAUUCAAGUAAUUUACCUUCACCUGAUAUAGACCCUUCAGAUUUACCUCCUGGAGUUGAUUUGGAACAGAGUGCAGUAGAUACUAGCACUGCAUCUCUUUUAGCUAUUACUUCAAAGGCAGCUGAAUCAAAACAGUCUGCUGGGGCUAAUACAGACGCAUCUCGAAAUAGUCUUUCCCUAAAGACUAUUCGUGGGCAAGUUGAAGAAUAUAGUAGUGGAAGAGGGCCAAAGCCUCAUCAUUCAGGGCGCUACCGUGUAUCUGAAACAUCCAAAGGCCUGGGUGGUGAAAAGGAUGGAAGAAGUCGAUCUCCUAACGGUAAACAUAUAUUUGGAUACACGGACAAGUCAGCUAGUUCAAGAUCACCACCAGUGUAUAAGACUAAGAAGACAUCACCAACAAGAUCAUUUACCAUAUCACCUUCACCUUCUCCUAGAUCUCGGCGCUUAUCCCGAUCUCCUUUGCCAUCACAUAGGAUACCCCAAUUAUUAGAUGUAAAUUUUUCAUCUCAUAAGUAUUCAGAUAGACCUCACUAUCAAUCAUCAUUAGAGACAACUAGAUAUCAUAGAUCACCACCUCGUGAUCAAGGAAAUCUCAGAGCUUUGUCCAGAUCUCUUUCAAGAGAAAGGGAUCAAAGUCGUUCAAGAUCUAAGUCAAGAGGUAGAUCCUUUCUAAGGCAUAGGUCAAGGUCGCGGUCUAGAAAUCGCUUCUCCUCAAAAGAAGAACGCAGUCGUCGUUAUAGAAGAAGUUCUUCGCGAAGUAGGUCACCUAGCAGAAGAAUGAGAUCUAGGUCAAGGUCUCGAUCAUGGUCACCUCACCGAUACACUCGGAAGAGGUCUCCAUUAGCAAGAGAAGACAGUAGAGCAAAAAGGGCACGUUUGUCUCGAUCAAAUUCAAGAAGCAAAUCUCCCUGGAAUAUUCAUGUAGAGACACCAUUAAAUGAGUGGCAUAAUACAUAUGAAGUCAAUAGGAAUCCUUCUUUGAAUGAAGAUGUUCAACUGGAGCAUGACAUGGCACGGUUUAUUGCAACAAAUAUGGCUGCAACGGGAUUAAGACCUCCAGUGAGUGACAUCAGAGUAUGGUAUGAACCUGGAGUAAACAUUCGGGACACCAUGCCUCAGAGUUUUUCACUGGAAGAGCCUUCUGCUGAUGCUAUUAGGCAAGGAAUGGGUAUGCCUUUACCUCCUCCUCCACCGGAUAUUUCUGAAUUAAUGACUGCUGAAGAAAUCAAGGAAACUGUUGCCUUAGGAAAUAUGAGUCCUGAAGUGCCAGCACCAAGUCUGUCAAGUUUGCUAGAGUCUGCUGUAUCAGGAUCUCCAAACAAUAUUAUUUUGGAACGUUGUCAGGAUGCUAUAAUGAAGCUUCAUGAUGUGAGCUUUAAACCUGGGCGGUUUGCUGUAAUUUCCUCUAUUAAGGUUCCACAAACAAAAGCUCAUUCAACAUUUCAGCUUUGGCAAUCUGUGGUGAACCGUACCCUACCCUCAAAAGUUCAGUUUAACUAUUGUGAACCUACUAAACCAUUAGUAUUUUGGGAAUCUUCCAAGUCUAAGCCGAAGCCGAAGCUAAAGAUAAAUGAAGUGAAGAGUGUCCCGUUACACAUGGAGGCUGUACCAUCGCCUUCUAGCCUAUCCACCUUAAUUCCUUCAACAACUGCAGAUCUUGACCGUGCAGCGUUAUUGGAUAAAAUAUUCUUUCUAACCAGAGAAUUGCAAGAAGUCAGAGAGAGUCUUGACCGCAAAACAGUUCCAAAGAAACAUGCAAGUGCUCAGACCACUCCUGUGAACCUCUGUGAGAUGUGUAGUAAUUCUCAGAAAGCACCUGUGCCUAACAGAAAUUUCCAAGCAACAUCCUCCUCCAACUCCUCUACUACAACAAGCUCACCCUUUGGACGGAGACCAUCAGUGUUUAGUUCCUCUUGUCAAACGCAAACCACUUCUCAACCUGUGUAUGCUGUUCAUCAAGCAUCUUACCCACAGCCAGUGCCUGCCCCAAAGCCAGUGACCACCUCAAAACCAGUGGCUACACCAAAGCCUAUCCCAAAGCCAGUUCCUCCUCCCCAUCCUGUUGCUGUCUCUCGACCUGCUCCCACCCCUCAACCUGUACCCGCCCCCCAACCUGUGCCCGCCCCUCAACUGGUGCCCGCCCCUACAUCUUCAUCCACAACUGUAGGUCCCUCACAACCUGCCCCACUCCCAGUACCUGCCCCUCAGGUAGUUCCUCCUCCAACCCAGUUCCAUCAUUUAAUGUCUGGCACAAAUUCAACCGCCCAUGGUUCUUCAAAUAAGUCUCAGUCGAGUAACCAGAACUCAGCAUUACCACUUCCAGUUCAGUCCACUUCUGAGGAGAAAAAGAAGACAAACUUUGGGGAAACUAGUAAAACUAAUGUACCCAAUCCAAAGGCAAAUUCUUCAAUACCUCCAUUGAUACCAGGAUUGAUUGGAUCUUCUAAAUCUAACACUCCACCAGCACAAGUGCCAGCCACAAAACCACCAACAGCUAGUGGUCUGAGUAAAUCUGUUGUUCCUGUAAUGAGUCCAAUGACUGCUAAUGAUUUAGACCUUAGAAAAUAUGUUGUGAUUGGCGAUGAACAUGGUAUGGAUCUCAGAACAUAUCUUCAAGGAAUAGGAAUUGAUAUUAUAUUUCAUUCCAAACUUUGCAGUACAGGUCAGAGUUUGGAUUCAGUACUCAAGAAUGUUAUUUCAUGUAAUAACUUGUGUAAGCAGGUUGUUGUUUUCAUGGGCAUGUACAAUAGUUCUUACAAUAGCAAAAGUAUGGACAAAUUUAAACAACUAAUUGGAUAUUUAAGGAAACGAUGUAAACACUUGGUGAUUGUUGAACCUCCACCAGUGCCCAAGUUUCAGUCUAUGAAGAGCGCAUGGCAAUUAUUCAGUGAAAUGGUAAAUACUUACCAACCAUUUAAAGGUGAAAAUGUCAGUAUAGUACACUGUCGCCAAUUUUUACUCUUUGAUAACCAAACACCAAACAUUCCUAUGUUUGCUAGCCCUGAACGUUUAAGUUUUGAAGGCUUAAGAUUAAUAUAUGAAGAAAUCAUAAGGAAGCUAGAAGAGAAAAAAAGUAACUCUGUGUGGUCUGGUUUAAAUGCAAGAUGAUGAAGUAUAGUUAUUGAAGUUUUCUUUCUGUUAUUGGUGUUGUUGCCAUAUAAAUAUGGUUAACACAGGCUGCAUUAAUUUAUCUAUAAAACAUUAAGUGUUUCUAUGUCCUGAAGCAGACAGCUCUGGACACCCUUGUGGAUUGUAAAUUUCACGGUUUGUGGUACCCUUCUUGAUUUUGCCUGUUUCUAUUGACUUCUAAGACAGCAAAUAAGUGUGUAAUUUUAUCAAACUGCUACCUUCUUACUUAUGCUCGUGAAUCAAUUAAUUGAAUUUCAAUUUGUAUCAUAGUGUGAAAUGAUAACAAAUCAUUACGUGUCACGUGCUAAAAACUUAUAAGUAUGGUAGUCUGUUGUAUGGAUCAAUUUAUCAUCACUUGCUCUCUCUCACAAAUUUUGCUCAAUUAAUUUUUGAUGUGGCACAUCAUAGACCAACUGUAUGCACUUUUCUGAAGAUGAAGAUACGCUCCAACUCAAAUUUUGGUAUUUUAAUUUACCAAAAUGCUACUUUUACUGUCCUGACAAGUGUGUUUUUUUGUUUUGUUUUUUUAUUUCUUUGCCUUAUGCCGUCUCAUGGCAGUUAUUGUAUAAACUAUAGGUCUAUUGUGGGUGCAAUGUGCCCAUUUUGGACAAUUCCUUGUAAAUAUUAAAGAUGUAAUUACAACAGAAAUGUGGACCUUACUCAAAGUUUAUUGAAUGUCUUUGAAAAUAAAAUUAUUUUGCAGAGACUA